Molecule: messenger RNA, 672 nt
Organism: Striga hermonthica
Lineage: Eukaryota; Viridiplantae; Streptophyta; Magnoliopsida; Lamiales; Orobanchaceae
Source: the annotation of a GenBank genome assembly
AUGCAUAUUAUAGAUCCUAAUGGUGAAUCCGGGCAGCUUCCACCUGCCCUUCGAUUCAGGAUGAGUGAUUUUAGUUGGCCUGCUUUCUGUGUUUUGAAUUCCAUGGUUUACAUAUUUCUGAGUUGGGACAAGUUGGUAUUUGCCGCUGAUUUACACCACUACCCAACCACUGAUGAAUUGGGGUAUGUCACACAAUCUGAUUUACUGAGUGCCGGCUCUUUGCUUCACACGAAAUGUAGACCCAUAGCUACUCCAACCCCUGAUGGCAAAAGGAUCUUGGUGUUCUCACGACGUCUCAACUCGUAUUACCCUCUUGAUCUGCACGACUUUGAGAUAUACGACCCUCACACGCAAACCUCACGAAAACUCCCCGACUUGCCUCACGACUCAGAUGGCGAGUUUUACCUCGUCGAUUAUACUUUUUUUGGUAACUCCACUUUUGCCAUCCAGACUACCCGAGGCUUUUUUGUUAUCAAUCUGGAAUUGGAAUUGGAUUCUCUCUCCCAAGUCGGCUGGAAACUGGACCAUGGUCCUCAUAAGUCUCUUCCUAUACCUGGUUGGAGUUGCGAUCACCGAGUCUUUGUGAUAGGGGGUGCAAUAUGCCUGGAUGCAAAACGUGCGUAUGAUAGUUGCGAUCACCGAGUCUUUAUGAGCGCUUCCCUGUUCCUCUGA